AGGAGAACACAAGGGAAUUAAAGGAAUCAUGGUCUUUACUAAUGAAGAUUCCAAAAUCGAAGUUGAUAUUGAUAUGACUAACGGCUUGACCAAUACUUCCGGAAAGUAUCCUUAUCAUAUCCACGUAUCUCCAAUAAAUUCUACUGGCUCUUGUGAUUCAACAGGAGGUGCUGCAGUUCCAGGAUACGUAUGCAAUUCCACAACACCUGAAAAAUGUGAAGCUGGCGAUUUAAGUGGUAAACAUGGUGCGCUUCAAGGAACACCAAAUGGCGCUGUUUCUGUGAAGUAUUUUGAUGAUUUCAUUUCUUUGAAAGAUAACAAAACUGGGAUUAUUGGUCAUUCCAUCGUUAUUCACGACACUUAUACUCGGUGUCCUUAUGUCAAGCAAAUUCCGGGCCGAGGAUCACUUCCGAUCUACAUCGGAAUCAAAAUAACGUAA
Molecule: messenger RNA, 439 nt
Organism: Racocetra fulgida
Lineage: Eukaryota; Fungi; Glomeromycota; Glomeromycetes; Diversisporales; Gigasporaceae
Source: the annotation of a GenBank genome assembly